Molecule: messenger RNA, 2412 nt
Organism: Peronospora belbahrii
Lineage: Eukaryota; Oomycota; Peronosporomycetes; Peronosporales; Peronosporaceae
Source: the annotation of a GenBank genome assembly
AUGACAUCUGCAGUGCAUUUAUUACGCGAUCGAGAACAAACGCGUAGACUACAUUAUCGCGCUAUGAGACAAAUUACAGACGUCUUAGAAAUAUGUCUCAACUCGACACGUUCGAAGGAAGAGUGGUCAUGUUUACGUCGUGACAAGCACGAGGAAUUAUAUGCCAAGCGCACGGAUCAAAUAACCUUUGGAUCCUCGGUUCAUUAUUUAGCUGUGAAUGAAGCUUUUUGUGGUUUUGAGGAAGCUUUCGACUUGCUUCAUUUCGACACGACGGCUCAAUUUCAAUUGAUGAUGAAACUCUUGCAUGGUCGAGAUUUUAAAGAUGGUACUUUGCUCUCCAUGCGCACUAAAGAACACUCGCUUGGUGACUGGACCAAUGACACACAGCACGCAGCAGUAUGGUUCAUCUAUCAGGACUAUAUCAGGUCCUUAUUGCUUGGUGAACAGCACCUAACGUUUUUCCAGACGCUCAAGAUGUUUCUACCUGACAAUCGGCAUCGCCACCACAAGCACGACAACCACAGCGCCGCUGCACCCAAGUCGAUGGGCUCCUCAUCAACGGCUGGACUGAAUGCGCGUCCGAAUGACGGAGUGCACAAGCGAACCAUUGCACUAAAUUGGUUGCCGUUUCCUCUCUCGCAAGAUGCGGCACUAGAAACAGCACAACAGAUUAAUUUGCAGUACACCUUGGUCGUGGAGGAGAUUUCUCAUAAUCGGCUGCGCCUUUCAUGCGUCACUAGCUCCUUUCAUGACAAAAACAAUGGCUCAUUCACUGGAUCGACUUGGGCAGCUCGAGCCAUUGCGCGGCGAAUGGCUUUGCAAUCGGUUGGAAAAUUGGAGGCGGCAGUGACAGCAUCUAGAAUCAGCAAUUGCCAAUUGUUUGCACCACAUCAGUGGGUCAAGAAUGAAGACCGUGCAUGUUGUGUCAUGUGCUGGAAACGCUUUAAUGCUCUCUUUCGGCGCCGACAUCACUGUCGUCUCUGCGGUGAAGUCAUUUGCGGCUCAUGCUGCUCACUGCGAAAAAUCAACGUUGUCAAUGUAAAGACACUGGGUCCUCAAAAGACUCGCAUUUGCCAUACCUGCAACAACAAAGCUCGACUUCAGCCCAGCACGCAAGUAUUUUCCAUCAACAACCACAGCAACAACCAUGAGAGCAGAAUUCCGGUCUCUUACCAACGAGUGUGGGAACCGCUUCCUUUGCUUGAAUCGGCGUCAGAUUCCGAUUUUUCUCUCUCCUCACGAUUGCUUCCGGCAAGUUUGAAAGUCGAUGUAAGUCAAGACUUUGUGCUGCCGCCACCGUCAGGAGAUCUCAUGCUAUCGCGAAAAACAACGAUGGAGAACAUCGAACCACCCGAGGUCGCAGAGGCUGACGAUGACGGCUAUAUUGGUGCACUACCGGAUCAAAUACCAGCUGCUGUCAGUUCCAAGAUCAUUUCCAUCAAGUCUAUUGCACGUAGCACCAAGAAUCUCUGGCAGGCGAUGCCAUCCACCUCGUUAAGUAUUAAGAAUAUCUGGUCGCACGAAGCCCCGAAGAGCGUUGACUCAACAUGUAGUGUAAGCUCCUCCGGUUGGGUCAGAUGCAGAAAUAAUAGUUGUGGGCAUAACUUGUCGAGUUCAUUUUUACACCCGGCAGCCAUGACUUCUAGGAUGCGAAUGAAGGUUCAGCCGAUCCGCAUUACAGCCGAGGAAAGUAGCUACAGCUCUGCUGAUCGCUCUUAUGUCUACUCGUCAUAUUACAUGGUUGACUUGAAGGAGCGUGAAGAGGGCAAAAGGAGGUUUGAUGACCGGCGAACGUCCUUGAUGAGCUCCAACAUUGGUCUACUUGACCGGGAUAUGAUCGCUGAUGAAAGCUACUUCUCGCCACAGCUAGAUGAAGAAUGCGAAGAACAGCGUCUGAAGCUGCUGGAAGUCAUUGUAUCACCCGCAUGUACGCUAAUUGAUCGCACUAUUAUGCAACGAAGCUGUGAGAUCGCUGUUGCUGUUGCCUUUGGUCUGACCGCUGCCUUCAUUGCACGGGUGGACGAAGAAUACGUGCUGAUUGAGCACACCAUCGGAACUUGUGAUCUAUCAGCUCAGGAUGAACUUUUGCGACGAGAGUCAUUGUGCGAUUUUGUCAUCUGUCAGCCUCAAUAUCAACCUGUGAUAGUGCUGAAUUGCCUUACUGAUCCACGGACACGAGACAUUCCUAUGGUGCAGCAUCUUCGUAUUGGUUUUUUCAUUGGUAUCAGCGUGUGUGUGCGGAAUCUUCCCAUCGCGUGCCUGUGUACAUUCAGACAAGAAGAUGGCACCCAAAGCCAAGAGAACGACGAAGCAAUGGGGGCAUCAUACUACGAUUUGGGUAAUCUAGAAAAUGCGGUGCAUCGCAUGGAGCAUGAGCUAGAAAGUCUUGUCCAUGGCUUGGAAUUUAGCUAA